Molecule: messenger RNA, 1410 nt
Organism: Cuscuta campestris
Lineage: Eukaryota; Viridiplantae; Streptophyta; Magnoliopsida; Solanales; Convolvulaceae
Source: the annotation of a GenBank genome assembly
UUUGAUUAUUCAACCAGAUAAAUACAUACAUUUUUUGUAUCUAUACAUAGAGAGAGAGAGCGGGGAUUUAGAGAGAGAGAGAGAGAGAGAGAGAGAGAGAGAGAGAGAGAAAGAGAGUUAGUCGGCUUUGUAUUUUGUUUUUUUUCUCUCCGUUCAUUUUUCCAGACGCAGAGAGCCGGCGGCCAUGCCAGAUUCAGGCAGCGAUUCGGUUUCUAUCGACGUCGAGACCAUCUAUCUUGGCGGAAAGGAACAUAUCAUUAAGACUGGCUGUGGUUCUGUGUCUGUCAUAGUUUAUGGAGACCAAGAAAAGCCGGCUCUAAUAACUUAUCCUGAUUUAGCCCUAAAUCAUAUGUCCUGUUUCCAGGGUCUUUUCUUCUGUCCUGAAGCAUCAUCUUUGCUGCUGCACAACUUCUGCAUCUACCACAUUAGCCCUCCUGGUCACGAGUUAGGAGCUGGUGCAAUUUAUCCUGAUGAUCCUGUGCCCUCUGCGGACGAUUUAGCAGAUCAGAUACUUGAGGUUCUUAACUAUUUCGGGCUCGGUGCGGUGAUGUGCAUGGGAGUACUGGCUGGUGCUUAUAUCCUUACUUUAUUUGCUCUAAAAUUUAGGGAGCGAGUUGCCGGUUUGAUUCUUGUUUCUCCACUUUGCAAAACACCAUCUUGGACAGAGUGGUUAUACAAUAAGGUUAUGUCCAAUUUGCUCUAUUACUAUGGAAUGUGUGGCCUGCUUAAGGAGUGUUUACUACACCGGUACUUCAGCAAGGAAGUGCGUGGAAGCACAGAAAUUCAAGAAUCCGACAUUGUUCAGGCUUGCAGAAGAUUGCUUGAUGAGAGGCAGAGCAUUAAUGUACUGCGGUUUCUUCAAGCCAUUGAUAAGAGACCUGACAUAACAGAAGGAUUGAAGAAAUUGCAGUGUCGGACCCUCAUAUUUGUUGGGGAUCAUUCUCCUUUCCAUUCAGAGGCUCUCCACUUCACUUCAAAACUUGAUAGAAGAUACAGUGCUCUAGUCGAGGUACAAGCUUGUGGAUCGAUGGUGACAGAGGAGCAGCCACACGCAAUGCUGAUCCCGUUAGAGUAUUUCCUAAUGGGCUUUGGACUGUACAGGCCGAGCCAGCACACCGGAAGCCCAAGGAGCCCACUCAGCCCGUCUUGCAUCGCCCCGGAGCUCCUCUCCCCUGAAAGCAUGGGUUUGAAGCUGAAACCAAUCAAGACCCGUCUCACGUCUCAAAGUGCCAAACGCUAAAAGACACAGGUCUCAUAAUCCCCCCCCCCCUGUAAAUCCGACAACCAUAUAGGUUUUCCUUUUUCUGUCAAUUCUUUUGUUCUUGCAUGUUAAAUUUUUGGAGAUUUGANCUAGGAAAGGGAGGAGGGGCAGAUAUGGUUGUAGAUAUAGGAGCCAACAUUCUUUCAUGG